Zingiber officinale is the source of this 552-nucleotide messenger RNA. RefSeq names its product EPIDERMAL PATTERNING FACTOR-like protein 2. Lineage: Eukaryota; Viridiplantae; Streptophyta; Magnoliopsida; Zingiberales; Zingiberaceae. The annotation marks the transcript as partial. The transcript has 3 exons. Gene Ontology annotation, biological process: guard cell differentiation; stomatal complex development. The record is from RefSeq and is a predicted model, not a curated record.
CAAGAACAAUCUCAACACUGGACACACCAAUUCCUUCUCAACAAAUUAAAUGGGACUUCUCCACUCUACCAACCAUCUCCUUUUAUUGCUUCUCCUCUGCAGCUCCACAUCACUCUACAACUCAGUGGAGGGUCGUUAUCCAUCCUUCCGGAAAUUGCAAGUGGGAGAGGAGAGGGAAAGGUGAGGGCUCUGAUUGGAUCAAGGCCGCCGACGUGUGAGAAGAGGUGCAGGACAUGCAGCCAUUGCGAAGCAAUACAGGUGCCAGUGAUCACACAAAAGACCAAGACUCGAACUAAGAAGGAAUCCCUGGACUUGGCCUCUAACUUGAGUGGAGACUUCAACUCCAACUACAAGCCCCUGAGUUGGAAAUGCAAGUGCGGAAGCAUCGUCUUUGAUCCCUGAAGCAAAUUAAAGCCUGAAUCAAUACCAGCUGAAUUGUGGAUAAUAAAAAAAUACACUUAGAGAACGAAGCUGUUGUUUUCCUUCAUUUUUGUUAUCUUUUCCCUUACAUUUUGUCGCUGUGCGUCAGGUUCAAUGUGUUUGAUUUGAUGA